This is a messenger RNA of Prinia subflava (tawny-flanked prinia), 3869 nucleotides long. RefSeq names its product protein phosphatase 1 regulatory subunit 3D (gene PPP1R3D). NCBI's taxonomy places the organism in Eukaryota, Metazoa, Chordata, Aves, Passeriformes, Cisticolidae. The coding region runs from base 1 to 921 and encodes 306 amino acids. Gene Ontology annotation, molecular function: protein phosphatase 1 binding; glycogen binding. The record is from RefSeq and is a predicted model, not a curated record. The transcript has a single exon. Gene Ontology annotation, biological process: regulation of glycogen biosynthetic process. Gene Ontology annotation, cellular component: protein phosphatase type 1 complex.
AUGGAAGUGCGUGGUCCUCAGAGGAAUCCCAGCUACCUCUCAGAUCUCUAUGAGAACAUGUUAAGGGCUGAAGGAGCAGUGGGACGAGGGAAGCAGCAGCCCCCAGCAGUCCAUACAAGUAGCAGCAAGACUUUUCGGAGCAGUGCCCCAGCCAAGGUGAGUCCCCAGGCAGAUAACCAUCCGAGCAGCACGUCCUCCAGCUGUGACCCAGCCCUGCGGCCCAUCAUCCGCCGCCGAGCGCGGUCCCUGCCGACAUCGCCCGAGAGGAGGAAGAGAGCAGCGGUGCCGUGUCAGGAGCCCGGCUGCCAGAGCCGCGGCCGGGUCAGGUUUGCUGAUGCUUUAGGCUUGGAGCUCACCGAAGUGAAAGUCUUCCAGACUGGGGAGGAUCCAUGCAUCCCUUUGCAUGUCCUUUCCAGGCUCUCCAUAAACUCAGACCUCUGGUACAGCAGCUUGAACUUGGAGUUUACUAUGCAGUGCUUGGUCCCUGACUUCCAGCAGCCUGCAGACUGCCUGGAUUUCUCAUCCCGACUCCAGGAGCAGCAGGUGUGUCUGGAGCGGGUGACCAGCUCGGAUCUGGGGCUCAGUGGCACCAUCCAGGUUCGGAAUGUUGCUUUUGAGAAGCAGGUGUCCGUGCGCUACACCUUCAACCAGUGGGAAAGCAUCCAUGAGGUGUGUGCUCGUUGGGACUGCAGCAUCCCCGACAAAAACGGGCAGGAUCAGGUUGAUGUGUUCACUUUCUUUCUUCCUGUGCCUCCUUUCCUCCUUCAGCUGAGCACUCUCCUCCAGUUUGCAGCAAGGUACCAAGUCAACGGCCAGGAGUACUGGGAUAACAACAGAGGCAAGAACUACACCCUCAGGUGCCGGACUCACCCCCUGAAGCUGCCGAGGGAAUGUGAGGAGAGCUGGAUCCACUUCAUCUGAACAAAGGGAGAGGUGCUGAGCAGCUGCCAGUGGUCUCGGUGGCUCUCUGUCCCUUGGCAUGGCUCUCUGCUCCCAUGGCAGCAGUCUUCUUUUUGAAUCCUGCCAGACCCAGCCGAGUGUCCCAGGGCUGGGCAGCAGCCAGUGACCUGUACAAACUGCUCUAAACCUCUGGGAAAGUUAAAAGGGCCAAAAGCUGGAGUGAGAUACAAUCACAGAAAGGCCAUGUGAGUUUUUUGAGUGCAUGAGUCAUUGCAGAAUGGUUCCCAGGAAUGCUGUGAGGAUACCAGAGAGCAAAACAACACAUUUCUUGUUGCUAGUGAUACUCUUGGUUGCAUAGAAUGUUUCUAGCUGAUCUCUCUUAACAUUUUGUACUGUUUGUUUUCUAAGUGGACAGUGUGGCUUUACUGGUUUUGUUUCUAAUUUUGUUUAUAUUACUUCACCAAGUCAGGGCACUAUUCCAUUUAUGCAUAAUUUGGAUGACAGACUCUGUAGGGAGUACUUGUUUUUAUAUACAUAUGUUAUUAAGGCUGUAACCACAUUAAAUAUUUCCAUUAAUAUCUGAGUUAGAAAUUAAAUGCUACUAUGAGCAGAACAUACAGGAAAAUGUGCCAUCAGCCCCUCUGUUUCCCUUGGGAAAAAAACAAAAGGUGCCUUUUCUUGUCUUCUCCUUGCAGCAGGAGUGAUUGUUACCAAAGUGUGUGUAAGGCAGAUCUGCCUGGGGAAAUUCUCACCUUUGUCAAGUGAUGCCCAAGUAGGUUUUUCUCAAGGUGGUGGUACAGAAAAUUGUCCUUUCCUGGUGCUUACCUACUUUUACUAAGGGAAACAAGACCAAUUUUGGGCUUGUGUUGCAAAUGCAGUUGAAGGUAUCAAAGAUCGAGAAAUGGAUAUGAUAUAAAUAUAUAUAUAUGAGGAAAAGAAAUAGUACAGGGAGCAGGGUACAGGGGCUUGGAAUAGCAUUCCAGAACCCUGAAUCAUAGUUGUUCCCCAGUGUUCCAGAACUACUGCAGAAGUAGCUUUGACUUCUUUAUUUAACUGCUUGCCAUUGUAAAACAGUUGAAUUCCCAAGACUGCAGCCUUUGCAACACAAGCUGGAACUUGAAAGCGCUUUAUUUGGUAAACUGCUACUUACACAGACCCUAAAGAGAAUCCCUUCUGCUGCACAGGAACACUGUUAGGCCAUCUUCCAGUGCUUCUUGCUCUUAUUAUUUUUGCUCUGUGGUUUUAGUGUGGUUUAAGAUUUGCAACAGGCUUAAAUUUAUUAAGUAAAAGCUUGUCCUUGAUUGUUGCCAUACAGAAUCAUUACUGCAUGGAAAGUUUAGCUUUAUAUGUGUAGCAUAGACUUUCAGAGCUGACUGGCUGGAGAUAUUAGAAGAGAUUAUGUGUUUUAGGACUGUGCUGUGAAAGUCAGGCCACUUACUUGGACAUCUUAUUUUGGAUUGGUGCUCAUUUAUCAAAAUCAUAAGUUGUUUGUAAAAUCACAGUUGUAAGCAACCAAUUAUAUAUUAUAUAAUAUAAUGUUGGUUGGCCAAUUAUAUAUUAAUCUGAAAAGUCCACUGAGUAAUUCUGGAAGUGCAGAAACCCCAAGAAAAUUAAUUUUACUGCCAAGUUAAUGCUGUUUCUUUGUUGUGAUGCCCAUUUAGCAAAGCUGGGCUUUCAAGUGAGGAAGCUGCCUCAUUCCAUUGGUCUUUGGCUUUCAGAGGAACCAAAGUCAGGAAUGAGGAUUCUGUGAGCUGCUGAGCACCUUUGGCAGAGUACUCAGAAAGCUCAAUCCUAUCUGAAAGCUCAGUCCUAUCUGAACAUGCACACACAUGCACAGAAGUGCUGAAUAAAAGGCACUAUUUUCAAGCUUUGUUCCCCCCUCUUUUUCCAUUCCACAGAACUGUUCUUCCAUCAGCACACUAUAAAAACCCCUCUCUUACCAGACACCCAUUCACAGUGGGCUGGAGCUCAAAGCAAUACUUGCUUUUGUGCCAGAAGGACGUUGCUGCCUUCUGGGACAGACUGUUAUGUGCUAGCAAAUGUCAGACCUCAGUGUUCCCUUGGCCAGGUCAGAUUUUGUAAAGCUGAAGCUGUCAGGAGAAAAGUUCAUGCCAGGUGUGGCACAGCGUGAGAGGGGUGGAGAAAUGAAUGUCUCAGCAGCCUGAGUUGGGCUUCUAUUGUCUUCCCUCCACAACCUCUCAGGGUAUUACUGUGUGCAAGGUCUUGAAUACUAAAUACUGAAGCAUUAUCCCAAGUUUCUUUUUGCUCUCUGUGCUGGUCUGCAGUGCUGGAGCAGGGCUGACAGUUCAGUUCGUGCCAGUGCAGUUCUCUGGCUCUGCUGCCUCAGUGGAGCAGUGGAGCUGGGAGCCAUCUCCAGGUUAAGCUGCUAAACCUUCACACCAGCACUGGCACCUGUCACAGCAGAGCUGAUAUUUGCACUUAGGUUUUUCUUGCCACACUCAGUAAUGAACACCAAAUGGCUUCUGGUUGGCAAAAACGGGAUGAAGCCAUUUAGUGCUAAUAUGCACCUGUCGUGAAGGUAAACUGACACCACAUUUAUAUCUUCUCAGGACAACUCGACUGCUUGCACUGUGUUCAAAUUGAGCACUUCCCUUAUAAUGAGGAUUUUGUAAUAGUGAAUUCUUCACAAGGAUUAUCACCAUACAAUGCACUUUUAAAAACAUGUAUUUAUUAUUGUUAUACAGUAAAUGAAUGUCUAGUAGUCCACGGUUUCGAGGUUCUCUCAUGCAUGUUUUUUAAAGAAAUAUGAAAUCCAUGUAAAAAAGAAGGGGUUGUACAUUACACAGUAUAUCAAUGAAGCCCAUAUGCUGGGCAAAAGGUCCAGCAGUUGUAAAAUUACAAAGUGCUUAAUUAAUUUUAAAAAGCAAUAAUAAAACUAUGGCUAUUGUAAUACAGAAGAUUGAAAUAAAAAAUUUUCACAAUUUUCUCUUGUUUCUGUCAGUGGUAGU